Molecule: messenger RNA, 2529 nt
Organism: Jaculus jaculus (lesser Egyptian jerboa)
Lineage: Eukaryota; Metazoa; Chordata; Mammalia; Rodentia; Dipodidae
Gene: Taf9b
Product: TATA-box binding protein associated factor 9b
Exons: 7
Coding region: 49-804 (251 amino acids)
Biological process (GO): DNA-templated transcription initiation
Cellular component (GO): transcription factor TFIID complex
Molecular function (GO): RNA polymerase II general transcription initiation factor activity; protein heterodimerization activity
Source: RefSeq, a predicted model, not a curated record
UUGCUAGCCGCCCGCCCUCUCUCCCCGGAUGACGAGAGGCUGGAUAACAUGGAGUCGAGCAAGAUGGCGCCUCCCAAGAACGCUCCGAGGGAUGCCCUGGUGAUGGCACAGAUCCUGAAAGAUAUGGGAAUCACAGAGUAUGAGCCAAGGGUUAUAAAUCAAAUGUUGGAAUUUGCUUUCCGAUAUGUCACUACAAUUCUGGAUGAUGCAAAAAUUUAUUCAAGUCAUGCUAAGAAACCUAACGUUGAUGCAGAUGAUGUGAGACUGGCAAUCCAGUGUCGUGCUGACCAAUCAUUUACCUCUCCUCCUCCAAGAGAUUUUUUACUGGAUAUUGCAAGACAGAAAAAUCAAACCCCAUUGCCACUGAUUAAGCCAUAUUCAGGACCUAGACUGCCACCUGAUAGAUAUUGCCUAACAGCUCCAAAUUACAGGCUGAAGUCCUUAAUGAAAAAGGGACCUAACCAAGGAAGACUCGUCCCUCGGCUAAAUGUUGGAGCUGUUAGUAGCAGACCUACUACUCCUACUGUAGCACCCCCACAAACAGUAUCUGCCCCAAAUAAAGUUCCAGCUCCAGUGUCAGUGACAAGCCAAAGAUUUGCAGUGCAGAUCCCAUCUUCUCAGUCUACAUCUGUCAAACCAGUUCCUUCAACAACUUCAGUUCAAAAUGUUCUGAUGAAUCCUUCAAUGAUUGGACCCAAAAAUAUUCUUAUUACCACCAACAUGGUUUCAUCACAGAACACAGCCAAUGAGUCAAACCCACUGAAGAGAAAACAUGAAGACGAUGAUGGCAAUGACACUAUGUAAGGAAUAAAGUGCAUUCUAAAUGCAUUUAAAAAGUGUAGUCAGUUUUGAGCCCAUAUGCUGGACCAGAACCUUCUAGGUCAUCUUCAGUUUUAUCUUAGAAAAAUGUAGUUGCAAUAAUUUUCACCUUAGUUAAAACUGCUAGGUUUCUUUAAUAUGAGUACAAGUGGUUUUUGUUUUUUAAUUAGGGUUCAAGUAUAGAAGUACUUGUUCAUAAAUAGUUUCAUUCAUACACUAUUCUAUAAUUCUAUUUUUGGAAGCCAUUCUGUGCCAUGUAUCACAAACAGCAAAAUUUAGGUUUCAGUUUCUACAGCCUGUCUAAUCUGCAUUUAAACAUGAUUUUCUUUCAUGAGGUAAAAUAGUCACUUUUUUGACCAAACCUUUCAGUUUAGGAAAUAUUUUUGUUGUUUCUUGGUCUUCUCAAACUUACCACCUUGACACCCUGGUCACAUUUUUGUACCCAUCUCCCAUAUACUUACUCCCCAUUGCACUUAAAUUUAGAAGGCCAUCACUGGAAAUUUAAAAAAAAACUAUUCCUUAUAAUACAGCUUAGUGUCACUGCACAUUUUAAAAACAUGAUCUACAUGCCUGGUGUUAUGUAACUUGACUUGAACCUGAAGGUUUGCAUUUGCUGUUUUACUCCAUAGCAGAGUAAUUGGGUUUACCCCUUGCCUAUUGUGCCUGUUGAGCUUACUCUCCUUUUGACGGGUAGUUUGGAGCCAGAGACAUUCAGUUAUAUAAGUUGGUGGCUCCACCAUAUUUUCCAUUUGUUAAUUUAACAGAGAUGCUAUAGCUUAAAAUCUGCCUUGAUAAUUAACUUACACUGGACCUAGACAAAACCACUGAACAGCAAGACUUUUCUUUGUACCACAUGCAUACAUGCUUUCACUACUGCUGGAACCCUCCUAUUGGUUUAAUCAGAUCAUUUUUCUAGCUUGUUGCUGAGGGUGUCACACAUGAGAUAGGAUCAAACGUGACAGUUGACUCUAAUAGUUCUUCUCCUGUAAAGCCAACAAGGGAAAAAAAAUGUGUCAAGUGACUCCAUUUAGGUGUACCCUGCAUGGGUUUACUAGUAAACAACUUCCUGUUUUCCAUUUAUAUUCAUAUAAAACCUAUAGUUUUAUUGAGAAAGAUUGCUAAGCUUUUGAGAAUAUAAAAAGAACUAUUUUGUUUGGCUUGUGUUCAGUUUCACAUACCCAACACAGGAAAACUUAAGCAGAAUUUUCUUGUCAUUGUUUAAAGUUUGUAGCCAAGGAUCCUCAAAAUUUACUCAUAAGUAUCUCAAAAUUUAAUCAUAAGUAUCAUCUUAGGAUGGUGUUUGACACAUGUGAGAAAGUCUAGUAACAAGGCAGAAUAUGUCUCAUCACAGCUUCAGGGUUUAUGGACAUUAGGGAAAGUUGAUAUAAAAGCUUAUAAAAACAGAUCUGAUCAAUAUCAUAGGAGGAAUGUGAGUUAUAUAGCAUGGAUGUCAUUACUUGAAUGUUCUCAGGGAGGCAGAAUAUCAGAAGGCCUAGGUUCUAGUCCUGGCUUCAUUUACCAACUCUGUGACCUUACUUCACCUCUGAGCCUUGUUCUCACUAGUAAUAGGAAAAUAACAACUAUCCUGCCUACCUCACAGGGAUGUUGUGAGGGUUUAACUGGUGUAUAUGAAAACUCUUUCAAAAUUGUAAAAGCUAUAUAAUUAUUGAUAUUAUUUGUUCCAAUAUUAUUAAUAAAAAUUUAAGCUUA